Molecule: messenger RNA, 122 nt
Organism: Rotaria sordida
Lineage: Eukaryota; Metazoa; Rotifera; Eurotatoria; Philodinida; Philodinidae
Source: the annotation of a GenBank genome assembly
AUGCUUCUUCGUAGUCUUCUUCAUGGAGCUGGUCGUUAUACAGCUCGAUCAUCAUUUCGUAAUGCAACAACAGCAUUACAAACAACUCCAACAAUAACAUUUGAUCAAACACUUUUAAAUGU